Messenger RNA from Solea senegalensis (Senegalese sole), 5359 nucleotides. RefSeq names its product itchy E3 ubiquitin protein ligase b (gene itchb). The transcript has 24 exons. The record is from RefSeq and is a predicted model, not a curated record. Gene Ontology annotation, molecular function: ubiquitin protein ligase activity; protein binding. Lineage: Eukaryota; Metazoa; Chordata; Actinopteri; Pleuronectiformes; Soleidae. The coding region runs from base 161 to 2851 and encodes 896 amino acids. Gene Ontology annotation, biological process: protein K63-linked ubiquitination; protein K29-linked ubiquitination; ubiquitin-dependent protein catabolic process.
GCGAGCAUACGAAGAUGGUGGAAGUUUCUUCUUCCGUGAAGUGAAACCCGGACUGAAACCUAAACAUCCUGUUGACCCAGGGCUGGGAGUUGAUUUCUGCUUCACCAGCUUUGUUAAACAGCUUCUCUUGUGAUCAGGGCCUUCAUCCCAGCCCUAUGUCAUGGCCAGUGGCGUCACCAAGCCGGGCACUUCCAAUGGACACCCUAUGAAGGCACAGCUGCAAAUCAUUGUGUUAUCGGCGAAGCUGAAAGAGAACAAGAAAAACUGGUUUGGUCCCAGUCCUUAUGUGGAAGUGACAGUCGAAGGCCAAUCCAAGAAGACCGAGAAAUGCAACAACACCCACAGCCCCAAAUGGAAGCAGCCGCUCACUGUGAUUGUGACUCCAUUCAGCAAACUGUCAUUUCGCGUGUGGAGCCACCAGACCCUGAAGUCAGACGUGUUGCUGGGCAUGGCCACACUGGACAUCAGUGACACGCUCCAAGCUAAUGACAUGAAAAUCGCGGAGGUGGUGCAGACCUUACAGCUGUGUGCAGACAGAGAGCAGUCAGACGUGGUGGGAGACCUGUCCGUCUGCUUGGACGGCAUGACUGUUGACCCAGAGAUGUUUGCCUUGGCGAAGGCUGACCAUCACAGUUCAUCAAACGGAGAAUCACAGCCAAAUGGCGAUCAUGCCUUAAGGCGAAGUCGAGACAGCUCUCCAGCUCUGGGUAGUGUUGAGCACAGGUCUUCUCCCAGUGGUCGGAGGUCAGUGAGCGCCUCAGGCUCUCCCCUGGUGUCAUCAGGGGGCUCAAAGCCUCUCCGGCCACCCAGGCCCUCCAGACCUCCUCCUCCAACCCCCCGCAGACCCAACUCCUCACCAGCGUCUUCUAGCAACGGAUCCACACCAGCUGAUGGCAGUGAUGUUCAGUCAGGUUCAGACACACCAGUACGAACAUCGGCCUCAGCACCUGCAUCAACGCCGGACUCGAGUCCAUCCGCAAGCGCAGACAGGAACUCCACACCUGCCUCCAGCUCUGGAGCAGCAGCAGCAGCAGCAGCAACAGCAACAGCAGCAGCAACGAGACAGCCAACCAUCACACCUGUGGUCCCCUCCAGGGUCCCCGCUGCCAACACUGGCCCGUUACCUCCUGGAUGGGAGCAGAGGGUGGAUCACAAUGGCAGGAUGUAUUUUGUCGAUCAUGUGGAAAAGAGGACAACGUGGGAACGCCCUGAACCAUUGCCCCCUGGCUGGGAACGUCGCGUCGACCAGAUGGGGCGCGUCUACUUUGUUGACCACAUCACACGCACCACCACGUGGCAGCGCCCUACGAUGGAGACGGUGCGUAACUACGAGCAGUGGCAGCACCAGCGCAGCCAGCUGCAGGGCGCCAUGCAGCAGUUCAACCAGAGGUUCAUAUUUGGGCUACAGGACCAAGUGUCAGCCAAUCAGAAUAAGGAGUAUGAUCCCCUCGGGCCUCUGCCACAUGGAUGGGAGAAGAGAACAGACAGCAAUGGCAGAGUUUAUUUUGUGCAUCACCCCACACGGUCAACGCAGUGGGAGGACCCGCGAACACAGGGGUUGCUCAAUGAGAAGCCACUUCCGGAGGGCUGGGAGAUGAGGUUCACAGUCGAUGGAAUUCCCUACUUCGUCGAUCACAAUAGGAGAACGACCACAUACAUUGACCCGCGCACCGGAAAGUCCUCGCUGGAAAACGGACCUCAGAUCACCUAUGUUCGGGACUUUAAAGCCAAAGUUCAGUACUUCAGAUUCUGGUGUCAGCAACUGUCGAUGCCUCAGCACAUCAAGAUCACUGUGACCAGAAAAACCCUGUUUGAGGACUCGUUCCAGCAGAUAAUGAGCUUCAAUGCUCAAGAUCUGCGAAGGAGGCUAUGGAUCAUCUUCCCUGGAGAAGAAGGCCUUGAUUAUGGAGGCGUUGCCAGGGAGUGGUUCUUCCUGUUGUCCCAUGAGGUCUUGAACCCCAUGUACUGCCUGUUCGAAUAUGCCGGCAAAGAUAACUACUGUCUCCAGAUCAACCCCGCCUCCUACAUCAACCCCGACCACCUCAAGUAUUUCAAAUUCAUAGGACGCUUCAUCGCAAUGGCUCUUUUCCAUGGCAAGUUCAUCGACACUGGUUUCUCACUGCCAUUUUACAAACGCAUCCUAAACAAGCCGUUGGCCCUCAAAGACCUGGAGUCGAUUGACCCGGAGUUUUACAACUCUCUCAUCUGGAUCAAGGACAACGACAUCGAGGAGUGCGGGCUGGAGAUGUUCUUCUCCGUCGACAAAGAGAUCCUCGGAGAGAUCACCACACAUGAGCUGAAAGAAGGAGGUGGAGACAUCCAGGUCACUGAGGAGAACAAGGAGGAGUACAUCAGGCUGGUAGCAGAGUGGAGACUGUCCCGAGGAGUGGAGGAGCAGACGCAGGCGUUCUUUGAAGGCUUCAACGAGGUCCUGCCUCAGCAGUACCUGCAGUAUUUUGACGCUAAAGAGCUGGAGGUCAUGCUGUGUGGCAUGCAGGAGAUCGACCUCGCAGACUGGCAGAGAAACACCAUCUACAGACACUACGCUCGCAGCAGCAAACAGAUCGUCUGGUUCUGGCAGUUCAUAAAGGAGAUGGACAAUGAGAAGAGGAUGAGGCUGCUGCAGUUUGUCACUGGCACCUGUCGCCUGCCUGUAGGAGGCUUCGCCGACCUAAUGGGAAGCAACGGUCCUCAGAAGUUCUGCAUAGAGAAGGUGGGAAAGGAAAACUGGCUUCCUAGAAGUCACACUUGCUUUAACAGACUGGAUUUGCCGCCCUACAAAAGCUACGAACAGCUGAAGGAGAAGCUGAUGUUUGCCAUCGAGGAGACGGAGGGUUUCGGACAGGAGUGAGAGAAGCCACAGGUUUAUUAGUGUGUGCAGGAGUCUGAAGGAGUUGAGAUUUACCAGUGUUCAAAUCAGGGAGCCUCCUCACAACUGAGGAGGGGUUGUUCUUGUGUGUCUGUGCUCAUGCAUUCACCUGCAUGGUUCUCCUGCAUCCACGAAAAAGGCUGCAUGUCGUCACAAAGGGAUGCGAGGUUUGGGACGCGGCUGUGGUCACAGCAGGCCUCUCGGUGCCUGAUCAUCUUUUUUUGUAUUCUUCUAAACCAAAACACAGAAACUGCUCCUGCUCCUGUUUCUCAGAAUGUGUCGCCGGUUUAUGCAUGGGAUCCUGAACACAUGUCCUCUGUGACAUCUGUGGAACAGGAGUAGUUUUUUUCCCCCCUUCCACACACACACACACACACACGUGUGAUUCAUGUAACGGCAUGUGUCAACGUGACUCAAAAAUCUCACAACCAGGAAUGUCAGUCACCUGAUUUUUUUUUUAAUCCUUUGUAGCUGCUCUGCAAUAAAGUAUCAGCUUAAAAACAAAGAGUUGACUUAUAACGUAACACUGUGAGGCUGCACUUAACAUAAAAACAGGGUUGUGUGUCACCAAAAAGCAACGUUUGUCGCUCAGAGACUUUCAAAAAGAUUGCUGUACUUUGAGCGUUAUUGACCUGUCCCAUCACACCCUUGAAUCUGUCAUAUUUAAACUCAUAUCUUUAAUGAUUUAAGAUGUUGGAUCAGUCAUCAGUUAACACUUAAAUAACAACCUUUUAUGCUACAGUAAUUUACAUCUAAUCAAAUUAACAGGUGAGAAACAGACAUGUGUUCCUGGCUCUUUAAGUAUUUUUGAUCUGUGAAUGACUUGAUGAUUGUUUAAAGUGUUGUAGCCUCCAUUAUUUAUUGGUGGAAGACUUAAGCAAAAUCUUAAACUGACCCUAGUUUUAUAGGGCCAGAGACCGUACUGGAAGGGACGUCUUGGAUUAGAGUGCUCUGGGAGAAUCUUAUAGAUUAUUCAUCUUAUUACCAGCUUUUUGAUAUUUUUACGCUUGCUUGGGUUUAACGUGGGACUCUCUUUUUAUAAAACAAAAAAAAAAUGUGAUCUCGAAGCAAUCCGGUGAGGAACGAAGACAGUAUUUUGUGAAAGAAAGAAAGUGUGAGUGUGUGUAUUCAACACUCGGUACGCGUUUGACGUAAGGAUCACAACCAUAAAAAGUGAAAAACACCGAAUGCAAGUCAAACAAAUAUCACGUAGCGUUGCGAUGGUUAGUGUUUGAGCUGUUUUUUAACACUUCUCUCCCCUUUAGAAAACCACUAAAUGAAUAAUAAAUAUUCAUUACUGUAUACAUACAUUUUUAAAUUGGAUUUAAAACAAUAUCUUGACGAAUUUCUAGUCAAGAAGGUGCAGUGCAGUGUUGAAAACUUGAGUAUUUCCAUAAAACACUCGAUAAUUAUUAUUUUUGUGUCAUUUGUGAGAUACUGCUUCAAGAUUCAUUUGUGAUGUGUGUGAAAUGAUUUUUUUUUGUGCUUUAAUUUCUGAAGUUGAUCUGAUUUUAAGUCGAGAUUCUUACUGUCGAUUGUGGAUCCCACGCGCGCUCAAAUAACAGACGAUGGGAACGGAAGAAACCAAUGCUUUACCAAUAUCCAACCCUGAGUGUGUACAUUAACACAACUCGUUAUGAAGAACUGUGAAUAAUGACUAACAACAUAUGAUCAACACUCACAGAAGAUGAAUUCAUUUUAUACAGCAGUUGUUCCAUUUAGGAGCCUCUUGAUCCUCUUGAUUUGUUUAUGAAAUGCACCAUAAACACAGAUAAGGUUAUUGAUGGACUUUGGAUUCAGCUGUUGUUUGUCUGAUUAAAAAAUUGCACUUACAAAACAAACUGCAGCAUAAGAGGCUUUAAGUCUCUAUUAGAAAGUCAAAAACUCCUUGUUGUGUCUUCUCUGUUCGUCCUCAGCCUUCAUGUAGCUUUAUUUCCACCCUCUGCUGUCAAGUGUCUCCUUUGUUUCAGCAGCUUGAUGCAGCACAGGCAGACGUUCUUAGAAGAGCAAACUGCACCAGCGAUGGAAAGCUAAAAGACUUGAGGCUGAUUCAUAAGCUUAUUGUGAGGAUAAACAAAAAAAAAAUACUGAAACAAAUUCUGCGUGAUACAGCAAAUGUAACGUGAUGGGAAAUUUGACUGGUAAAGUUUAAUUUGACAUUUAUUUUCUGCCUCAGAUUGUCACAUUGUGGUUCUAGUCUAGUUCUGGGUGAGUGACAUAGUAAGAGCCUGGGUAUACAGUAGUUAAGUGAAUCUGUAAAUAUGAUAAAUCUUUUUUUUCCUCCAUGUACAACUCGACCACUGUCACUCUCCUGUAUAUUGAAAGUUGUAAAUGGUGUCAAUAACAAAUUUUCUUUUGUAAAAUAAUGAUGAUUUAAUAAGAGGUUUACGGUAACACUAUAUUUUCUUUUCCUUGUUUAAUUUCCGAUGUACAUGAAAGAUGUGUAAUAUAGAAAUUGUCACCUCAAUAAAUUAAAUAAAAAAAAAAAAA